GCGAGCCGACACAUUAUUUAAAACCCUGGGUGUCACAAAGAAGCAUUAUCGGAGAUUCUGGGAGUAACUUUAAUACUAUUAUUUGGGACAGAAGUAGAGACCUUCAACUUGAACCGUAUAAUUCAAUCCAGAAUGCAAGAUUAAAGAUGAUGUUGGUUACAGGGUGGUUACCUGCUUAUGUUAAAUUCGCCCCUCAACUUGAUAAGUUGGUGGCCAAACCCUUUUACAACCGAAAAAAUACAAAUUGUAGUUCGAAAUGUUCACCACAACUGCAAUUUGGAUCCAAUCCCUUCCAACGCAACAGUUCGAAGAGGUGCUAUUGCAAAACGAAAGACCAAGACACGCCAUUUUCAUCGGAUAGCCCAUGGGAGAGUGGGGAUGUAUGGACCAAUCUUGCUCUCUAUCUUUUCACUCUUCAUAUUCCCCUCAGUUUUGGAGGCUUAUCCGUUGUUUCACUGCUCACUGGACAACAACCUCUUCUUCACCCACAGACUCAGGCCAUAUCACUUGUUACCAUUCAAGUUCUUGAGUUUAGUGCAGCUCUGGUUUUAUUCAAGUACACAGCUAAGCCACACUAUAAAUUUUCAAAUUUCUUCAAAAAUAACGACAACAACUGGUUUUUAUCAUCAGCUCUGGGAUUUGGGAUUCUUGUUCUUCUCAUUUGUCUAACAUCAAUACUAGGGGACAGAUUAUUCGACUUUAAGCCUGUCAGCAACACUUCACUGAAGGAGAUCCUCCUGAAUAGUGAUAUCUCAAGAGUUUGUUGUGUUGUUGCUUACUGUAUUGUUACUCCUCUUUUGGAAGAAGUUGUUUAUAGAGGAUUUCUGCUAACGUCACUUUCCUCAACCAUGAAGUGGCAACAAGCUAUAGCCAUAAGCUCUGUUAUAUUCAGUGCAAUUCACUUCUCUGGUGAAAACUUUGUACAAUUGUUCAUCAUUGGAUGUGUCCUUGGAUGCUCCUAUUGCUGGACCGGAAAUUUGAACUCGUCCAUUGUUAUUCAUUCUUUGUACAAUGCUGUAACUUUACUAAUAACUUAUUUUUAUUAGAUUUUAUUUAUUGACUGGAACCGGUAAGCAAAGUUCAUUGUAUAGAUGUUGGGAUUAAUGCUAAUAUUAAUCAAAACAUGAUGUAUACUCAA
This is a messenger RNA of Vicia villosa (hairy vetch), 1138 nucleotides long. RefSeq lists its product as uncharacterized. Gene Ontology annotation, cellular component: membrane. Gene Ontology annotation, molecular function: metalloendopeptidase activity. The coding region runs from base 147 to 1046 and encodes 299 amino acids. NCBI's taxonomy places the organism in Eukaryota, Viridiplantae, Streptophyta, Magnoliopsida, Fabales, Fabaceae. The transcript has 3 exons. Gene Ontology annotation, biological process: CAAX-box protein processing. The record is from RefSeq and is a predicted model, not a curated record.